Ceraceosorus bombacis is the source of this 2022-nucleotide messenger RNA. The record is from the annotation of a GenBank genome assembly. Lineage: Eukaryota; Fungi; Basidiomycota; Exobasidiomycetes; Ceraceosorales; Ceraceosoraceae.
AUGGUACGCUUGACCGAGGCAGGUCUCCUCUGCUUGAGCAUCGCGUCGAUAGCCUGCCUUGCGCGCGCCUUGCCUACCUCUCGAGAAGAGGAGCCGCACGUUAGCGCGCUUGGCAGCGGCAGCGGCAGCAGCUCCGACUCCAGCUCAGACACGGAAUUUGGAAACGAUGUAGAGGUGCACACCCGUUCGCAAGGCACUUUUGUAGGAACUUUCAACAAGACGACGGGUCAAGAUCAAUUUUAUGGCAUUCCUUACGCGACUCCACCGCUGGGCCAGCUGCGUUUUCAGCAGACGCGACCUCUCGAAGCGUACAAAGGCGAUGAAAAGCGAGCAGCAAAGCAAUUUGGCAACCUCUGCAUCCAGACGAACAAUGAAACGUUCAGAGGCAGAGUCAACUUUUCAGAAGAUUGUUUGUACCUCAACGUUCAACGACCCGCUGUCCGCACCGUCGGCAAAAAGCUCCCCGUCUUGGUGUUCAUUCACGGUGGAUCUUGGAAAGAUGGCGGCAGCUCCGCGGUGAGACUGUCCCUUUGCUCAGAAGGAUUUUCCGCGGUCACUGAGCUAACGCAAAAGAAGUGCUAUGAUCUCUCGCAGGUCAACUACGACCCCGCAAACUUGAUCCAGCACUCGCUCAAGCUGGGCGAGCCUAUCAUCCACGUGGCCAUGAACUUUCGUCUCGGUGUAUUCGGCAAUCUUCUAGGGCCCGGUAUGUCUGCUGCAGACAAAGCAGGAAGCGCUGCUCUGAACGCAGCCUACUACGAUCAACGAGAAGCCCUUCGAUGGAUUCAAAAUAACAUCGAAUAUUUUGGAGGAGAUCGUGAUCGGGUCACUAUCUGGGGUCAAUCCUCCGGCGCCAACGGUGUGGCAGCUCAAUUGCUAGCAGACGAAGGCGACGUUGGCAAAGAUUGCAAAGGCUGCUUCCACAACGCCUUUUUGGAGAGCGGCUCUCAAGCAACAGCCCCCAGACUUAGCCCGACGUCGACCGAAGCCACACAAGCUUACGGCGCUUUGUUGAAGAUGCUCGGCUGUGCCAUGGCAAAUGUCAAUUCUGCAGAUAGUGUGGACUGCCUCAGGAAAGUCGACGCUGCCAGCCUUGAGCAAGCUGCUAUUGCGCUCAGCGGUGGAGGUGCAGUGAGUUUGGUGUCCCUAUCGAUGACGCCCUUAUAUGAUACUGAUACCAUCAGCCUUGCCAAAUUUGCGCAGCUCUUUGUUCCAGUUCUGGAUCGCAAGUUUGUAUCUGAGCUGCCAUCGUCGCAGCUAGCCCAUGGCAAAUUCGCAAAGGUUCCAAUCAUCAGUGGAGACGUUCUGGACGAAGGAACGCUCUUUGCUAGUUUGAAUCUGAAGGGCAACACAAACACCACCACUUUUCUUGCUGGGAUUGCAAAUUUGCACAAGGUACAAGAUGAAGCUGUGCUGAAACAGAUCGCAGAGCUGUACCCCGACGAGCCAAAAGUGGGGAGUCCAUUCAGACCAGAAUUGGUGGGAGCGUCGCCGGACGACAGGUUCUUUGGUCCUGCUCAUCAGUGGAAGAGAACAUCUGCAGCAGAGGGCGACUUGCUCUUCCAAGCAGGUCGUCGUCAGCAAAUCCAAGCGGCCAGCGAAUCAGGCGUUGCGGUAUACAGCUAUCUCUUUUCUCUGCCAUCCCCUACAUACGUUCUGCCCGGUCCUCAGACCGGUCCCUUUUUGGGAAUUCCGCACGGUUCGGACAUUCCGUUCCUGUACAGCAAUACGCCCAAAGCAGCACCUCCAUCCUCCUCCGCAGCUCUGGUCAAGUACGCAUCUCAAAAGGAUCUCGAUCGACAAUCCGACAUUUUCUCUUCCGCCCUCGUCCAUUUCGCUCAUACAGGAAACCCCAACGGCAAAAACCUACUUGGUCGAGCUCCCAAAUGGCCUCGAUACGAUGCGCAGUCUAAGCGAUUGCUGCAGGUGCAAGGAACAUACAACACGACGAUCAUCGAGGACACUUAUAGAGAACAGGAGAUUGGUUUUAUCCUUGACAAUGCCCCAGCUUUCCAUAUCUAG